Molecule: messenger RNA, 2168 nt
Organism: Chlamydomonas reinhardtii
Lineage: Eukaryota; Viridiplantae; Chlorophyta; Chlorophyceae; Chlamydomonadales; Chlamydomonadaceae
Exons: 6
Coding region: 119-1669 (516 amino acids)
Biological process (GO): dolichol-linked oligosaccharide biosynthetic process; protein N-linked glycosylation
Cellular component (GO): endoplasmic reticulum
Molecular function (GO): dolichyl pyrophosphate Glc2Man9GlcNAc2 alpha-1,2-glucosyltransferase activity
Source: RefSeq, a predicted model, not a curated record
CAAUGGUUCAUUUCAUUUAAGCUUGGCUACCCCUAAAGUCCCAGGAAGUCCGAGCCAACUCCAAAUGCGUUCAUUAGCAUGGAUACUGCCGUGUUUCGUCGCUUUACAAUGCCUUGUUAUGAUAGAGGUCAACAAACAUGUGCCGGAUGACUACAUGGACGAGGUGUUCCACGGCCCCCAGUCCCGCCACUACUGCCAUGGCGCCUUUGAGGUGUGGCACCCCAAAAUUACCACCUUCCCCGGCAUCUAUUACCUGGCCACCGUCUACGGCUGGUGCCGCUGGGCAGUGCAGGCGGCGCUGCUCAAACAGCCCCUGGACAUGGACGCCGCCUGCGCCACGCCCUACCUGCGCACCCUCAAUGUGGUCCUCUCCGUGGCGUGCCUGCUGGUGCUCCGGGCCAUCCUCCUGCAGCUCCAACAACAACAACAACACCCACAACAAACGCAACAAACACAACAAACGCAACACCAACAGAAGCAGCCCCAGCAACAACAACAAGGACAGCGGCUUCAGUCGCGGUCUCAUGGCGCGGCGCGGCCCGCCUCUGCGCCCGUGUCGGCCUCCCUGCACGCGGCGCUGCUGGCGCUGUACCCGCUGCACUGGUUCUUCUCCUUCCUGCUGUACACAGAUGUGGCGUCACUGCUGGGGCUGCUGCUGGCGCACCUGGCGGCACUCCGGCGGCAUUACCUACUGGCGGCACUGGCGGGCGGCGCGGCAGUUCUAUGCCGCCAGACCAACGCCGUGUGGGCGGCCUUCGUGCUGGGGGAGGCGGCGCUGAGGGAGCUAGGCCUGGCGACGGCAGUAGCACUGCCUUGCGGCAGCAAUAGCAGCGCUGCGGCGGCAGCAGUAGGCGGGGCCGGCAGCAGCACAGCUGUUGCGGAGAAGGAGGCCGCGCUGGCCACAGCCGAGGUGGCGGAGGCGGAGGCGGGGCUUGUGGGGGAGCUGAAAGUGGCGGCGGCUCGGGCGUGGCGGCGGCGGGGUCAGCUGGUGGCGGCGCUGUGGCCGUUGCUACUGCCACCAGCGGGCUUCGUCGCGUUCCUGAUUAGGAACGGCGGCUCAGUGGUUCUUGGGGACAAGGAGGCACACAAGCCGGUGAGGCACGGCGCGCAGCUGCUGUACUUUGCGGGGUGGUCGGCUUUAAUGCUGUGGCCGCAGCUGUGGCCGGCGGCGGGAGCCCUGGCGGCGGCGGCGCGGCGGCGGCCGCUGUUGGCGGGCGUUACGGCGGCGGCGGGGCUGGCGGCGGCGGCGGGAGUGGUGCACGUGUCCACGCUGGUACACCCGUACAUGCUCGCCGACAACAGGCACUACGUGUUCUACCUGUGGCGGCGGCUCAUCAACCGCCAUCGCCUGGCGCGGUACGCGCUGGCGCCCGCCUACGUCGCCGCCUGCGCGCUGCUGGUGGCGGCGGCGCGGCGGCGGGUGUCGCGGCUGUGGCUGGCGGGCUUCGCCGUGUGCCUGGUGGCGCAGCUGCUGCCGGCGUGGCUGCUGGAGCUCAGGUACUUCACCCCCGGCUUCUUCCUGCUGGCGCUGCACCUGCCGCCGCCCAGCCCGCGGCAGGCGGCGGGCCUGGCCGCCACCUACCUGGCGGUGGACGGUGCCAGCGCGGCGCUGUUCCUGUACCGGCCCUACACCUUCGCGGACGGCAGCGUGGCGCGGUUCCUGUGGUGAUGGCGCAUGGCGGAGGGGGGUUGGUCGUGUGGUGAAGGUGGAGGAGGAGGAGAAGGCGAGGCAGAGCUGGGAGAGCGUGUGCUGGGAGGCAGCGCGUGUGCGUGUGUGUGUGUGUGUGUGUGUGUGUGUGUGUGUGUGUGUGUGUGUGUGUGUGUGUGUGUGAGGGGGAGUGGGCAUGGGGCAGGGGGCCAGGGCGUGGUGGUUGGUGGGUGCUGCAGGUUUGGCCGUUGGUGGGGCUUCGAGGGGCAGGGGCAGGGGCUUUCAGGUUGAAGGCUGGCUGGAGCGGGCUGACAGGCUGUAGGGCGUGAUCGGAUUGGAGAUGAUGAUGUGCCGAGGCGGUGCCGAGUUGAUACAGUGCCCUUCACGGGUGCGACAUGCCACUACGGUAAUAGGGCCAUCCGUGGCGCUCGCCAACGCCGCGUCCCCACACGCGGAAGCAAUGUGUUGAGUUUGCGCCUAGGACAGACGACCACUCAGGACGGUGUAAGUGGGCUAGCGC